AGGAACCAGGAACCAGGAAUCAGGAAUCAAGAACAAGCGAAGAGAAGGCUUUAAAAGAUUAGCCUCCGAAGUGCCGUUACAGAGACAACGCCUGCACCGUCCGUUUCUCUGCUACUACUACUAUCACUACUGUUAAUGUCUUGUUCGUGAUCCAGAUUUCUUAAUUUUUGGGCAUGAAUAUUACUGGACGCCGUAUUGGAUGUACAGUUAGGAAAGUAUUGGUUACAAUGAGUGAACGACCAGUGAGUACUUCUAGUUAUGCAAUGGUUAAGGCCAUAGAAGAAUUGGAAAAGAAUCCAUUCUUUGAAAAAUAUGGAGCAAAAAUUGCCAAAUAUCAGAAAGCAAAUCCAGAAGAGUUCCUUAAUAAAUUUGAGAAGGGGAAAGAAGUCAAAGAAAGUCAACCUGGAGGCCAUGGGUUCUCUGAGGUAGCCAAAAAAGGCAAGGAGCCUUUGGCUAAGGCAGCAUAUACAUUUGCUCCUCAAAAGAAACUGGAGAGCAUCAUGAAAACUGACUUAUUGAAAGACAAGUCAAAUGAAGAGAUUCAGUAUAUUUGGACAGAACAUUUUAGAAAUAAGGAUGCUGUUAGUGGAGUCAUACCUUCGGCAACUUACGACAAAUUGUAUGAAAAUGUUUUGAAAUACCCUAUGUUCUUGUUUGCCUUGCCAAGAAACACAGGGUAUGAGUUCAUUGUUGUCCAGUUUGCUGGCCACGAAGCACACUUCACUCCCCUAAUAAACUAUCAGGCUUAUCAAGAGAAUGCCCCAGAAUGCCUUACUUUGGUUCACUACCCUGAUUUGAAAGAAGAACGGGGUAUUGUUCUGAUGCAUGGAGAGUACAACAAAGAUAUUGUCAAUUCCUUUGAAGCCCAGUGUUUAGUCAAUCAGGUUCAGAUGUAUUAUGGUGGUUUUGAUCAGACUAAGCUGGAGUUAGUGAAAACUUUCCAUGCGGCCCCAGAUAAAUUUAAGCAUCAAGAUCUCAUUAGCCAACUGGAAAGUUUUGAUCUUAGUUCACUGCCGGGAAAGAAGGCAUGAAUGCACAGUGCAUGCUUUCUUUUGAGUUGAAACGAUUAUUGUACAUAGAACUUUCUAGAAAUACAUUUCUUCCAAUGA
Macrobrachium nipponense is the source of this 1109-nucleotide messenger RNA. Its product is annotated as ATP synthase mitochondrial F1 complex assembly factor 1-like. Bases 174 to 1031 code for a protein of 285 amino acids. The transcript has 8 exons. NCBI's taxonomy places the organism in Eukaryota, Metazoa, Arthropoda, Malacostraca, Decapoda, Palaemonidae. The record is from RefSeq and is a predicted model, not a curated record. Gene Ontology annotation, cellular component: mitochondrion. Gene Ontology annotation, biological process: mitochondrial proton-transporting ATP synthase complex assembly.